This is a messenger RNA of Trichomycterus rosablanca, 2426 nucleotides long. RefSeq names its product integrin beta 3a (gene itgb3a). The record is from RefSeq and is a predicted model, not a curated record. Gene Ontology annotation, cellular component: focal adhesion; integrin complex; cell surface. The transcript has 15 exons. NCBI's taxonomy places the organism in Eukaryota, Metazoa, Chordata, Actinopteri, Siluriformes, Trichomycteridae. Gene Ontology annotation, biological process: cell-matrix adhesion; cell migration; integrin-mediated signaling pathway. Gene Ontology annotation, molecular function: fibrinogen binding; fibronectin binding; integrin binding. The coding region runs from base 1 to 2373 and encodes 790 amino acids.
AUGGAGAGGUUUUUGGCUUACUUUUGGAUAGUACUGGCACUAUUUACUUUUACAGCAUUUACAACAGUUACAGGUUUAAACAUCUGUACCUCCAGAGGUGUGAAAACCUGCAAAGAAUGCCUUUCCAUCCACCCAUCCUGUGCUUGGUGCUUUAAGAAUGACAUGGGAACGGGCAGUCCUAUUGCUUACCGGUGUAAUCUGAAGUCCAUCUUGGUGCAGUCUGGAUGUCAGCCCGAGUUUAUUGAGUAUCCAGUAAGUAGUGUGACGUUGGAGGAAAACCGUCCUCUCAGUGCCCAAGCUCAGGGAUCGACCGGUGACAUCACCCAGAUUCAGCCACAGCGAAUCCGCCUUACCCUGCGCCCAGAUGACUCAAAGCGUUUUACAGUGACCGUCCGUCAAGUGGCUGAUUACCCAGUUGACCUGUACUACCUGAUGGACUUGUCCUAUUCUAUGAAAGAUGACUUGGUCAAUCUCCGCUCCCUUGGAAAUGAACUGGCCGUGGCUAUGGGUCGUACCACUAGUAACCUGCGUAUGGGAUUCGGGGCAUUUGUGGACAAAACACUUUCCCCAUAUAUGUACAUGUACCCAGAGGACGCCAUAAAGAACCCCUGUCUGGGUAUUAAGACGACUUGCUGGCCACAGUUUGGUUAUAAGAAUGUCCUGUCAUUGACGGAGCAGGUGACUCGCUUCACAGAGGAGGUAAAGAAACAGCAAAUAUCCAGAAAUAGAGACUCACCAGAGGGAGGAUUUGAUGCCAUCAUGCAAGCGUCGGUGUGCAAGGAUAAGAUUGGCUGGAGGUCUGAUGCAUCCCACUUGCUCUUGUUUACUACAGAUGCUACAAGUCACACCGCCUUGGAUGGCAAAAUCGCUGGUCUCGUCCAACCCAGUGAUGGAGAGUGUUACGUUAAUAAUGACAACUACUACGCCAAGUCUACUGUACUAGACUAUCCCUCUCUUGGAAUGGUGACUGAAAAACUGAGUGAGAAUAACAUUAACCUCAUCUUUGCUGUAACAGAAGAUGUGGUACCUCUGUACCUUAAUUAUAGUAAGCUGAUUCCUGGCACCACUGUCGGGUUAUUGUCUCGCGACUCUAGUAACGUCAUCCAGCUCAUCUUGGACGCCUAUGCGAAUAUUAGAUCAAAAGCUGAAUUGGAAGUUUCAGGUGUUCCGGAGGAGUUGAGCCUGUCGUUCAAUGCCACGUGCCUUAACGGAGAGGUAGUACCAGGGGUCAGAUCCUGCUCUGGGCUUAAGAUUGGAGACACGGUGUCAUUCAGUGUAGACGCUAAACUCCGGAGCUGCCCCAAAGAAAAAAGACGCACCUUUACGAUCAAGCCUAUUGGUUUUAAAGACACGCUACAAGUGACAGUCGACUUUGAAUGUAGCUGCUCGUGCCAGGACUCCUCUCAGCCCGCUAGCCCUGCCUGUCACAACGGCAAUGGCACUCUGGAAUGCGGGGUGUGCCUGUGUGACGCUGGCCGCUUGGGGCCUAAAUGCGAGUGCACCGAAGGCGACUUCAAGCCCACCCAGACAGAAACCUGCAGACCCUCCCCCGGCGCCCCCGAUUGCAACGGACAAGGCGACUGCAUUUGCGGCCAGUGUAGCUGUUACUCAAGAGACUACGGGAAGGUGUGGGGUAAAUACUGUGAGUGUGAUGACUUUAGCUGCAUCCGAUCCAGAGGACAACUCUGUUCUGGUCACGGCGACUGUGUCUGCGGGUUCUGCCAAUGCCAUCCUGACUGGUCAGGUGAGAGCUGUAACUGUUCCACAAGAACCGACACCUGCAUGGCCGGCAUAGGGCUGCUGUGUAGUGGCCGAGGUCAGUGUGUCUGCGGCGAGUGCGAGUGCACCCAGCCCGGCGCGUAUGGUGCCACCUGUGAGAAAUGCCCCACCUGCCCUGAUUCCUGCACCAUCAAAAAGGAGUGUGUGGAGUGCAAGCAUUAUAAAAGAGGAAGUCUGUUUGAGAAGAAAAGCUGUAGCACAAUCUGCAGGGAUGAAAUUCAGCUAGUAGAUGAAAUAGUCCUGCAUGAGAAGAGUGCAGUAAACUGCAGCUAUAAAGACGAGAACGACUGCAUCCAACACUUCCAGUAUUUUGAGGACAUCGGUGGAAAAUCCAUCCUCUAUCUUGUUAAGGAACCUGAGUGUCCUAAGGGUCCUGAUAUCCUGGUAGCUGUGGCCUCUGUGAUUGGUUCCAUCUUCCUGCUGGGUUUGGCUGCUCUGCUGAUAUGGAAGCUGAUGGUCACCAUUCAUGAUCGUCGGGAAUUCGCCAAGUUUGAAGAAGAGAGAGCCAAGGCCAAGUGGGAAGCAGCCAAUAAUCCAUUGUAUAAAGGAGCUACAACCACCUUCAUGAAUGUUACCUACAGUGGCAACUCAUAGAUCUCAAGAUCCAUCGCUUCCAUCGACAGUCAUCUACACCACUGAUAAUGACU